Synchiropus splendidus (mandarinfish) is the source of this 5300-nucleotide messenger RNA. RefSeq names its product son of sevenless homolog 1-like. Lineage: Eukaryota; Metazoa; Chordata; Actinopteri; Syngnathiformes; Callionymidae. Gene Ontology annotation, molecular function: protein heterodimerization activity; guanyl-nucleotide exchange factor activity; DNA binding. The record is from RefSeq and is a predicted model, not a curated record. Gene Ontology annotation, cellular component: nucleosome; plasma membrane. The transcript has 22 exons. Gene Ontology annotation, biological process: Ras protein signal transduction; positive regulation of GTPase activity. Bases 514 to 4527 code for a protein of 1337 amino acids.
UUCAACUACGGUACCGGAGUCACAACAAACAUCAGAGGCGUCCAGCUUGGUUCCAGAACCUUGGACCGACCUGAUAACCGCGCACGAAAAACAGCCGCGAUCCCGCUUCGGAGAUAGGCGGUGUUCGGCAAGGCUGUUGACUGCGGACCAGCCCCAGCUGUGAGGUGGGGUGGGCUCCUGGAGACAGCAGCUGUCCGAACCAAGCUGGUGCGAAUGGACCCGGCCGCUGGGUUUUAAUGGGCCACUUCCAGUCCGGCUGUAGAACCGAUAAACAGCUCGCUAGCAGCAUGAUACGAGCCCGCCGCUAACUGCGAGCUAAAUGCUAACUCUCAUGGAAGUGAGGGGGAUCAAAGACACCGCCACUAUCUCACGGAUGUAAACCCCUGGAUCCUCGGUACCGGUCCCGACCACCUGCGCAGGUAACCCUGUGGAUCGUCGGUGGCGGUCCCAGGCAGCUGCUCAUGUAAACCAGGUGGACCGUUGGUGCCGGUUCCGCUGCGUCUUUGACCAGCCAUGCAGCCAGCGCAGCCGCAGUACGACUUCUUCAACGAGGAGAACUCACCCAAGUGGAAGGGCCUGCUGGUUCCAUCACUGGAGAAGGUACUAAACCAAGUGCACCCUAACCUGGUGUCCCAGCAGGGGGCGCUGCAGUACAUUGAAGAACUGAUCCUACUGCUGCUGAGUAUGUUGUGCCAGGCUCAGCCUCGCAGUGUUCAGGAUGUGGAGGAGCGGGUUCAGAAGAGCUUUCCUCAUCCCAUUGACAAGUGGGCCAUCGCUGAUGCUCAGGCUGCCAUUGAGAAGCGGAAGAGGAGAAACCCGCUGGCUCUGCCUGUGGAGAAGAUUCACCCACUGCUGAAGGAGGUCCUGGGCUACAAGGUGGACCACCAGGUGUCGGUGUACAUGGUAGCGGUGCUGGAGUACAUCUCGGCGGACAUCUUGAAACUGGCGGGGAACUACGUACGAAACAUCCGCCAUUUUGAGAUCUCCCAGCAGGACAUCGCGGUGGCCAUGUGUGCUGACAAGGUGUUGAUGGACAUGUUCCACCAGGACGAGGAGGAGGAGGUCGGAGUUUUCCCACUGCUGGACGAGGAACCUUCGACCAACGAGGACCAGAGCUACUACGAACUGGUACGAAGCUUCAUGUCUGACGGCCGGCAGUACCUGAGGCAGCUGGAGCUGCUGAUCAUGGUCUUCAGGGAGCCCUUCAACUCCAACGCCAUGCUCUUCUCUCAGCACGACGUGGACAGCAUCUUCAGCAGGAUCCUGGACAUCCAUGAGGUGACAGUGAAGCUUCUGGGUCUGAUCGAGGACUCGGUGGAGAUGACGGAUGAAGACAGUCCCCACCCGCUGGUGGGCAGCUGCUUCGAGGACCUUGCAGAGGAGCUGGCUUUUGACCCAUAUGAAACGUACACCCAGGAUGUCCUACGCCCGGGGUUCCACCAACACUUCCUCAGUCAGGUGUCCAAGCCAGGAGCUGCCUUCCACCUGCAGUCCAUCUGUGAAGGAUUCAAGGAGGCGGUCCAGUAUGUGCUGCCCAGAUUGCUGCUGAUCCCGGUGUACCACUGUCUGCACCUGUUCGAUAUCCUCAAGCAGCUGGAGGAGAAGAGCGAGGAUGACGACGACAAGGAGUGUCUGAAGCAGGCCAUCACGGCCCUGCUCAACCUGCAGAGCGGCAUCGAGAGGAUCUGCUCCAAGAGCCUGGCUAAGAGGAGGCUCAGUGAGUGGGCGUGUCUCUUCUACAGUCAUCAGAUGAAGGGGAAACACGUGACCAUCAAGAAGAUGAACGAGAUCCAGAAGAACAUCGACGGCUGGGAGGGCAAGGACAUCGGUCAGUCGUGUAACGAGUUCAUCAUGGAGGGAACGUUGACCCGUCUGGGCGCCAAACACGAGCGCCACAUCUUCCUGUUCGACGGCCUGAUGAUCUGCUGCAAGUCCAACCACGUCCCCCCACGGCUACCCGGCGCCAGCUCCGCUGCCGAGUACCGACUGAAGGAGAAGUUUGUCCUGCGCAAAGUCCAGAUCAACGACAAGGACGACAAGGAGGGCGAGUACCGGCACGCCUUUGAGAUCAUCCUGAAAGACGGGAACAGUGUGGUUUUCACCGCCAAGUCUGCGGAGGAGAAGAGCGGUUGGAUGGCGGCACUGAUCUCGCUGCAGUAUCGCAGCACUCUGGAGCGAAUGCUGGACUCUGCGCUGCUGCAGGAGGAGAAGGAGGAGCCCAUGAGGCUGCCCUCCGCCGACGUCUACCGCUUCUCGGAACCGGACUCAGAGGAGAAUGUUGUGUUUGAGGACAAUGUCCAGUCCAAGUCUGGAAUACCAGUGAUAAAAGCUGGGACGGUCCUGAAGCUGAUCGAGAGGCUGACCUUCCACAUGUACGCUGAUCCAAACUUUGUGCGAACGUUUCUGACAACGUACCGGUCGUUCUGUAAACCUCAGAAGCUGCUGGACCUGCUGAUAGAGAGAUUUGAAAUCCCAGAACCACGACCCACAGAGCCGGACCAGAUGGAGGAAGAGCAGCCGCUCAGCGUCGAACUUAAACGAUUUAGGAAAGAGUUUGUCCAGCCGGUGCAGCUCAGAGUGUUGAACGUGUGUCGCCACUGGGUGGAGCAUCACUUCUAUGACUUCGAGAGAGACCCGCACCUGCUGGGGUGUCUGGAGGAGUUCAUUGCCUCUGUCAGAGGGAAGGCCAUGAGGAAGUGGGUGGAGUCGAUCACCAAGAUUAUCCAGAGGAAGAAGCAGGUCCAGGUCAGUGGGCUCAGCCACAACAUCACCUUCCAGAACUCUCCUCCUCCGGUCGAGUGGCACAUUUCCCGUCCUGGCGACAUGGAACACUUUGACCUCAUGAGCCUCCACCCCAUCGAGAUCGCCCGGCAGCUCACCCUGCUGGAGUCGGAUCUCUACAGGGCCGUGCAGCCCUCUGAGCUGGUGGGCAGCGUCUGGACCAAAGAGGACAAAGAGAUCCACUCGCCCAACCUGCUGAGGAUGAUCCGCCACACCACUAACCUCACCCUGUGGUUUGAAAAGUGCAUCAUCGAGACAGAGAACCUGGAGGAGCGGGUCGCCGUCGUGUCCCGCAUCAUCGAGGUCCUGCAAGUCUUUCAGGACCUCAACAACUUCAACGGCGUUCUGGAGAUUGUCAGUGCCAUGAACUCUUCGCCGGUCUACAGGCUGGACCACACGUUUGAGCAAAUACCAAGUCGCCAGCGGAAGAUUCUGGAGGAGGCUCAUGAGCUCAGUGAAGACCACUACAAGAAGUACCUGGCCAAGCUGCGCUCCAUCAAUCCCCCCUGUGUCCCCUUCUUUGGGAUCUACCUGACCAACAUCCUGAAGACGGAGGAGGGAAACCCCGACUUCCUGCGGCGCCACGGCCGGGAUCUGAUCAACUUCAGUAAAAGGAGGAAGGUGGCAGAGAUCACCGGAGAGAUCCAGCAGUACCAGAACCAACCGUACUGCCUCAGGGUGGAGAACGACAUCCGAAAGUUCUUCGAGAGCCUGAAUCCUCUGGGGGACAUGACCGAGAAGGACUUCGCUGACCGACUCUUCAACAAGUCCCUGGUGAUCGAGCCGCGUCACGCCCGCUCACUGUCCCGCUUCGUAAGUAUCAACCUGGCAACGUACAGCGCUGAAGCCCAGGAGACGCGUCAUGACCCCGGUUCUUUUCAACAGGCCAAGAAGUACACCUACCCGCUGAAGUCACCAGGGAUACGCCCCUCUUCCUCGGCCAGGCCGGGCACCAUGAGGCACCCCACGCCGCUCCAGAACGAGCCCCGCAAGAUUAGCUACAGCCGCAUUCCUGACAGCGAGGCUGAAGGCGCUGCCGUCUCUGCACCCAACUCGCCCCGCACGCCCUUGACUCCCCCUCCGGCCUCGGCAGCUUCCAGCUCCACGGAUGUGGGAAGCGUGUUUGAUUCCCCGCAGGCACCCAGCAGCCCUGCCCACUCAAAUUGCAGCAUCUUUGCGAUGGUUUCUCUACCUCACGGCCCACGGUCGUCCUCGGUCUCAUCCAUGGUGAGUUUCUCUCGCGGCUCCGAAGACGUGACGGUCCCUCCUCCGGUUCCUCCCCGCAGACGACCCGAGUCCGCCCCGGCUGAGUCCUCUCCAUCCAAGAUGAAGUUGGACAGCCCCCCUGCGGUGCCCCCCCGACAGCCCACCUGUAAGUUUCUCCCACAUCGAUACUCCUCACUGUCCUCGUCGCCCCCCGACAGCCCUCCCACCUUGCCCCCCCGGGAGCCCCUUCCUUCUCCUCUUCACCUCCAGCCCCCCCCACAGGGUCGGAUCCGCUGUGACAUGCAGACCUUCUUUCCCGCCACCAUGCCUGCUGCUAGCCCUGUCCCUUCCUCACCACCACCCAUCACUGUAAGCCCCACCUCCAGGAAGACCCCUCUGUUGUCCCCACCCCUCCCUCUGCUCCCCUUCGACGGUCCUCCCGUGCCCCCCCGACACGGUGUCCCUAAACUUCCACCAAAGACCUACAAGAGGGAGUCUCUGGGCCACGCCCCUUUACUGGACACACCGCCAGCACUGUAAAUGGCCCGUUAAAGAGGGUCCUUUCACAGGCUGGACUGUCUGGAACCAGAAUCAGAGGGACUGACCCCUGAGCUGGUUCUCGCUGUGUCAACAAACAAGGGAAUAGAAUGUUUCAACUGCAGAAAGACUUUAUUGACUUUUACACACAUAUACACACACACACACACACACACACACACACACACACACACACACACACAUUCAGAGGUGAUGUGGACCACGGAAUGUCCGGCACCAGAAUUUUCACUUGCCUUUAAAAAUGUAUUAAUGUGCAAUAAACAUGUGACUGAACUACGUGUUUGUUCAUGUGGAACCGGCACACUGUUGUUGGUUCUGAUAGUCUAGUUUGAACACAGGUAACAGAGUUCAGGGUCUCAACAAAUCCGGAUCAAACAGAACUGUAGCACUCUAAAGCCGUGUUGUUGGAGUUAAGAGUGUGGGCGCCCUCUGUUGGUCAAAGUCUCGCAGCUCAAGAGGUGAGCUCAAGGGGUGACAGGGGUCAGACUGGAUGCUGGUCAGCUGUGGCUCGUGUUCUGCAGCAGCCUCUGGACCCGGUCCAAGAUGAUCUGGUUUGUACUUCUGCAGUCUUCGGGUCGGUACGGAGCGACAAGGGUCAGAACUCCAGCCACCCUCAGCUCCUCUCCCUCCUCCUCCACAGGGAUCCUGUUUGCCUCCAACCAGCUCCGGACCUGCUCGCACCGGCGCCGCCGCUCUUCGGGGUCGAGACCAGUCACUUCGGGAGGCCGGAACAAGGACUGCAGGCGUGCUGACAU